AAUUACAGAAGAGCCUCCAGGUCUCUGAAGCAUCAGUUCCUCAGUUGUAAGUUAGAAAAGACUAAGCCAUUUGUUCCCUUUGGAAGCAAAGAACUUUCCUUCACUCAGGGGAAGACUCUCAUCGGAAGACUUCCUGUCUCUGCCUAUGUUCCAAGAGGACUCAGAGCCAAGACAGAAGAGCUCAGGAUAAAGAUGAAAGGCAGAGAAGCCAGUGGCUUACUGAUCUGCCUCAGCAUGGUCCUCCUGGCGGUCACCCCUGGAAGCAGGGCCUGCCCUCGCCGCUGUGCCUGUUAUGUGCCCACAGAGGUGCACUGCACAUUUCGGUACCUGACUUCCAUUCCAGAAAGCAUCCCAGCCAAUGUGGAGCGCAUAAAUUUAGGAUAUAACAGCCUCGCUAGACUGACGGAAAAUGACUUUUAUGGCCUGAACAAACUGGAGUUGCUCAUGCUGCACAGUAACGGUAUUCACACAGUCACUGGCAAGACCUUCGCAGGUUUGCAGUCCUUGCAGGUCUUAAAAAUGAGCUAUAACAAAAUCCAAGUAAUUCGGAAGGAUACUUUCUAUGGACUCAAGAGUUUGACCCGGUUGCACAUGGAUCACAACAGCAUUGAGUUUAUCAACCCUGCGGCUUUUUAUGGACUCACGUUGCUCCGCCUGGUACAUUUAGAAGGAAAUCGCCUCACAAAGCUCCACCCAGACACAUUUGUCUCAUUAAGCUAUCUCCAGAUAUUUAAAACCUCUUUCAUUAAGUACCUGUUCUUGUCUGAUAACUUCCUGACCUCCCUCCCACAAGAAAUGGUCUCCUACAUGCCAAACCUAGAAAGCCUCUAUUUGCAUGGAAACCCAUGGACCUGUGACUGCCGUUUAAAGUGGUUGUCUGACUGGAUACAGGAGAAGCCAGAUGUAAUAAAGUGCAAGAAGGACAGGAGCCCCUCCAGUCCUCAGCAAUGUCCUCUUUGCAUGAACCCCAGGGUCUCUAAAGGCAGACCGAUUGCUAUGGUACCAGAUGGAGCUUUCCUGUGUACAAAGCCUAUCAUUGACCCAUCACUGAAGUUAAAGAGCCUGGCUAUUCCAGAGGACAAUGGAUCUGCUUCCAUUUUACCCCAGGAUUUCAUAGAACCUUUUGGCUCCUUGUCUUUGAACAUGACAGACCUGUCUGGAAAUAAGGCCAAUGUGUACUGCGGUAUCCAAAAGCCAUCCAGGACAUUGCCAGCUGCAUUCACAGAAGAAAAUGACUACAUCAUGUUAAAUAUGUCGUUUUCAACAAAUCUGGUGUGCAGUGUCGAUUACGAUCACAUUCAGCCUGUAUGGCAGCUUCUAGCUUUGUACAGUGACUCGCCUCUGAUAUUAGAAAGGAAGCCCCAGCUAACUGAGACGCCGCGGCUGUCUUCCAAAUAUAAACAGGUGGCUCUUCUACCUGAAGACAUUUUCACCAAUGUAGAGGCUGAUUUCAGAGCAGAUCCUUUCUGGUUCCAGCAAGAAAAAAUUUCCUUGCAGCUGAACAGAACCGCCACCACACUUAGUACGCUACAGAUCCAGUUUUCCACUGAUGCUCAAAUCACUUUACCAAGGGCAGAGGUGAGACUGGUGAAACCCAAAUGGACCAUGAUUCUGAUGAUGAACAGUACCAAAUUGGAACACACUGUUUUGGCUGGGGGCACUAUUGCCCUGGACUGCCCAGGCCAAGGUGACCCUCCACCUCACUUGGAAUGGCUUCUGGCUGACGGGAGUAAAGUGAAGGCCCCUUAUGUUAGCGAGGAUGGGCGAAUCCUAAUAGACAAAAAAGGGAAGUUAGAACUGCAGAUGGCUGAUACCUUCGAUGCAGGGCUUUACCACUGUAUUAGCACCAAUUAUGCAGAUGCAGAUAUACUUACCUACAGGAUAACUGUGGUGGAGCCCUAUGCAGAAACCAUGCAUGAAAAUGGAGUUCAACAAACAGUGGUUACUGGUGAGACACUUGAUCUUCCAUGCCUUUCCACUGGUGUUCCAGAUGCUUCUGUGAGCUGGGUCCUUCCAGGAAACACCGUGUUUGCUCAGUCAUCGAGAGAGAGACAAAUUCUUAACAACGGGACCUUAAGAAUAUUACAGGUUACUCCAAAAGACCAAGGUCACUACCGCUGUGUAGCGGCCAAUCCGUCGGGGGCUGAUGUUUCCAUGUUUCAAGUCUCAGUCCAAAUGAAAGGCCACAGGACAGUUGAGCAUGAUCGAGAAACAGAUGGUUCUGGACUUGGAGACCCCAAUCCCAGUGUCCCCCUUAAGCAGCCACCAUCUUUGAAACUCUCUACAUCAGCUUUGGCAGGGGAAGAGGCUGGAAAACAAGUCUCUGGUGUACGUAAGAAAGACAAAUACAGAGAGCUAAGACACCGGCGGCGCGGGGAUUCCACACCCCGUCGUUUCAGGGAGCACAGGAGGCAGUUCCCUCUCUCGACUCGGAGAAUUGACCCACAACACUGGGCAGCACUAUUAGAGAAAGCAAAAAAGAAUUCUGUGACAAAGAAGCAAGAAAAUACCACAGUAAAGCCGGAGCCAUUGGCCGCUCCCUUUGUGGUGCUUCCUGGUGAGGAAGAAGAUGCUUCCGGCAUGAUUUCUCUAGAUGAAGAAGCCAUUGUUCUGAAAACUAAGGCUUCUGGCAUCUCAGAAACGCCAUCGGCUGCUGACUCUAGAGCAGUGAAUCAUAGCUUUGCGACAAGUAUAACUCAUGGCACAGAAGUCUCGACUGUGAAUACACAAACACUACAAUCCAAACACCGCUCUGAUUCCAAGUCAUUUAAUGUUAUUGAUGCCACAGCCAUGUCAAAGAGCAUAAAGCCAAUGGUGGCAAGCAAAAUAGAAGAUACAACCAACCAAAAUGCAAUCAUUCUCUUUCCGUCAGUACCACGAGUAUCGGAAAUUCAAGACUCUGCUCAGGCAGGGAGACAAGCAUCUUCCCUAAGUGCACACCCAGUAACAGGAGGGACCGUGGCCGCUUAUGGCCACACCAACAUGUUUAGUAGCUUUACCAACAAAGCUGAUACAGUCAUGCACUCAGUACGUCCAACAGAAAGUUAUGGGCAUCAGAUACCUGUAACAGGAGUCAACAUAGCCAGGCAUAAUGGCACCUUUUCUCACACUUCUAAAGAGCCUAACUUCCCCAAGAGCCUUUCAGAUUCACACACGGCUGCCCCUUCUCUAUUUCACGUUCCUAGAAACAGCACAGCUAACUUCUCCCUGCCAAGGCAGUUGGGAAGAGAGAGGACACCGUGGAGGAGAGGGCGAGUUAUAAGCCCACAUAGAACCCCAAUUCUCCGACGGCACAGAUACAGGAUUGUGAGGCCAGCACCCAAGGGACCUGAUAACAGAAACACUAGUCAGUUUUCAGCCACAGAGUCUCAGGGGAUGUGCCGAACCUGUUCUUCCACAGAGAGGCUCCCCUUGGUUACUACAGCACUGUCCAUCCCAGGCCCAUCUCUCAGCACCCUCUCCAGAGCUAACAACACUGGAGUCAUAGCAGAAGAGUCCACCACUAUGGUCAAGAAACCAGCAUUAUUAUUUAAGAACGAACAAAAUGUAGACGUUGAGACAAUAACAACCACUAUAGAAUACUUCCGAGCUGAAAGGACCCAAGUGACUCUCACUGAAGCAAGCACAACUUCUGCUCCAACAUCUGCAUCCCUGGGGAAAACUCCAAUAGACAACAGUGGUUACCUGAGCAUGUCUAGGACCAUCCAAGCCGAAAGAGAUUUGGUGGUGACAUCGCUACUUCCCAGUCCCCUCAGCAAACUCUCAAUGCCAACAAAAGCAACGCGCACAAAAUCCUCAAGAAGGAAAACUCCCUGGCACCGGAUCUUUACAAACAGGCACAACAAAAAAGGGAUGUCAAAGAAGGUGCAUCAAUUCAGUGUACAAAAGCACACAGCCACAAUGCCUCCCCAAAUAGCUCCUCUCUUACCCACAGAGGAUGGCUCUCCCUCACACUCUACAACACUCUCUCCAGGUUGGACGCCAUCACCAUCUGCAGCAAUGGCGGCCACUCACCACAAUGCCACUGAAGCACAAGCUGCCAGAAGUCUCUCAGCAGGGACAGAGCAGCCCUUCACCCACUCCUCCAUAGUGCUUUCUAGUAUCACGAGCAAGAGACUGCCUACAACGAGCUUCCUGUCCGUGGAGACAGCCACACGGACAACUCCUACUGCCCCCACAUCUGUCAUUAUCUCCAAAACCCAAAAGACAAGAUCCAAAGAGGCAAAAGGCCAAAUAAAGAGGCCUCAGAAGAACAGGAAGAACCCAAGCACCACCCCCAAGCAGAUUUCCAGCUUUAGCAUCUACCCAGCUCCAACAGCAGCUGAUUCGUCCUCGGCUUUCACUCAUGCCCCUCUUCGAGACACUGGUAGAAUUGUAAGCACAGUUGGUCUUCACUCAGAAACUAGUCUCCUGGGCAUAACGGAACCGUCUCAGGAACACACUCAGACUUUGGCAAAUACAACAGCUUCAGAAACAACACUGUUCAGCCAAUCGCAGGAGAGUACCACUAUGAAAAGUGCCUCAGCCAUACCUCCAUUCCUCAGCAGUGAGAUGCUCCCAGUGCCCAUUCCUUCCCCUCCUCCCUUUACUAAAGACGUGGUUACAGACAGUGAGGUCACAUCGGUCUUCAAGAUGAUGACAGAUAGAAUGGUCACUGUAUAUGAACCCCCAAGGCACAAUGCAGAUGGGCAGCAGUCCUCAGCAGAGGCUAGCCCAAAUCCUGAGACCAUAAGUGGAGCCACUAACGUUCCCUCCACUAAUCUGUUUCCUUCCACUCCUAUGCCAGCACUACGAAUGGACAAACCACAGAAUUCUAAAUGGAAGCCCUCUCCCAGGCCAGAAAACCAAUUUCAGCUCAAGUCACACUCAGAAACUACUGAAAAGGGCAAAAGGCCAGCGAUGAGCAUGCCGCCCCCUCUCGGCUUCCCAGAGGCCAGCACUGGCGCCUUACGUUGGAAUGGACAGAAGCAAGCAGAAGGGAGUGUCUUUGAUAAGAAGCCUGUUCACAAGCCAACUUCCAAAUUCCUUCCCUACGACCCGUUACCUAAGACUAUUUUGGAAAAACCAAGAAUAAUUGGAGGAAAGGCUGCAAGAUUUACUAUUCCGACUAACUCAGAUGCCUUUCUUCCCUGUGAGGCUGUUGGAAACCCCCUUCCCACCAUCCACUGGACCAGAGUCUCAUCAGGACUUGAAUUAUCCCAAGGGACACAGAAAAGCAGGUUCCAUGUGCUUCCCAAUGGCACCUUGUUUAUCCAGAGGGUCAGCGUUCAGGACCGUGGGUACUACCUGUGCUCUGCAUCUAACCCACUAGGCAUAGACCAUCUCCAUGUCACUUUGUCUGUGGUUUCUUACCCUGCCAGAAUCCUGGACAGGCAUGCCAAGGAGAUUACAGUUUAUUCUGGCAGUACAGUGGAAUUAAAGUGCAGAGCGGAAGGUAUGCCGAAGCCUACAAUUUCCUGGAUACUUGCAAACCAAACCGUGGUCUCAGAAACACCUGGAGGAAACAGAAAGGUCUGGGUAACACCUGAUGGGACGUUGAUCAUCUAUCAUCUGAGUGUUUAUGACCGUGGAUAUUACAAGUGUGUGGCCAGCAACUCAGCUGGCCAGGAUUCACUGUCGGUUAAGAUACAAGUCAUCACAGCUCCCCCUGUUAUUAUUGAACAAAAGAGGCAAGCUGUCAUUGGGGCUUUAGGUGAAAGUUUGAAACUGCCCUGCACUGCAAAAGGAACUCCCCAGCCCAGUGUUCACUGGGUACUCCAUGAUGGGACUCAACUAAAACCGCUGCAGUUGACUCAUUCCAAGUUUUUCUUGUAUCCGAAUGGGACUCUCUCUGUAAGAAACAUCGCUCCCUCUGACAGGGGCACUUAUGAAUGCAUUGCCACCAGCUCGUCAGGCUCAGAGAGAAGGGUAGUGAUUCUUACAGUGGAAGAGCAAGAGACAGUCCCCAGGAUAGAAAUUGCCUCUCAGAAAUGGACAGAGGUGAAUUUGGGUGAAAAGUUACUACUGAACUGCUCAGCUACUGGCGAUCCAAAACCUAGAAUAAUCUGGAGGUUACCAUCCAAGGUCGUCAUCGACCAGUGGCACAGAAUGGGCAGCCGAAUCCAGGUCUACUCAAACGGAUCCUUAGUUAUCGGAUCGGUGACGGAAAAGGAUGCUGGUGACUACUUGUGUGUGGCAAGAAACAAAAUGGGCGACGAUCUGAUCCUGAUGCAUGUCCGCCUAAGGCUGGCGCCUGCCAAAAUUGAACACAAGCAUCAUGUGAAGAAGCAAGUUCUCCACGGGAAAGACUUCCAAGUUGACUGCAAGGCUUCUGGCUCCCCUGUGCCCGAGGUAUCCUGGAGUCUGCCUGAUGGGACAAUGAUCAACAAUGCGGUGCAAGCUGAUGAUAGUGGCCACAGGACCAAGAGGUACACCCUUUUCCACAAUGGAACCUUGUAUUUCAACAAAGUUGGGAUUGCAGAGGAAGGAGAUUAUAUUUGCUAUGCCCAGAACACCUUAGGAAAGGAUGAAAUGAAAGUCCACCUAACAGUUGUAACGGCCAGCCCACGGAUAACGCAAAGCUACAAGCCCAACAUGAGGCUCAAGGCUGGAGACACUGCUGUCCUUGACUGUGAAGUCACUGGGGAACCCAAGCCAAAUAUAUUUUGGUUGCUGCCUUCCAACAGAGUUAUUUCGUUCUCCAAUGAUAGGUACACAUUUCAUGCCAAUGGAACUUUAUCCAUCAAUAAAGUGAAGCCGCUUGACUCUGGGGAGUAUCUGUGUGUAGCUCGGAACCCGAGUGGGGAUGACACUAAAAUGUACAAACUGGAUGUUGUCUCUAAACCCCCCUUAAUCAACGGUCUGUACACAAAUAAAACUGUUAUUAAAGCCACAGCUGUUUGGCACUCCAAAAAACAACUUCACUGCAGAGCAGAUGGGAUCCCACCUCCCCAAAUCAAGUGGAUUAUGCCAGACAAUAUUGUCCUCACAGCUCCAUACUAUGGAAGCAGAAUCACAGUGCAUAAAAAUGGAACCUUGGAAAUUAGGAACAUCAGGCUUUCUGAUUCAGCAGACUUCAUCUGUGUGGCUCGGAACGAAGGAGGGGAGAGCAUGCUGGUGGUGCAGUUAGACGUCCUGGAAAUGCUGAGAAGACCAACAUUCAGAAACCCAUUCAAUGAAAAAGUAGUCACUCAAGUUGGCAAGUCCAUAGCCCUAAACUGCUCUGUGGACGGGAACCCACCACCUGAUAUAAUCUGGAUUUUACCUGAUGGCACACGAAUUUCUAAUAGACCACAAAAUUCCCCAUAUCUGAUAGCAAGCAAUGGAUCUCUCAUCAUUUAUAAAGCAACUCGGGACAAGUCAGGAAAGUAUCGCUGCACAGCUAGAAAUAAAGUUGGCUAUAUCGAGAAACUUGUCGUAUUAGAAGUUGGGCAGAAACCAGUUAUUCUGACAUAUGCCCUAGGGAUGGUAAAAAGUGCCAGUGGGGAGUCUCUAGCGCUGCACUGUGUGUCUGACGGAAUCCCUAAGCCAACUGUUAAAUGGACUAUGCCAAGUGGCCAUGUAAUAGACAGACCCCAAGUGGAUGGAAAAUACAUAUUGCAUGAAAAUGGUACAUUGGUCAUCAAAGAAACAACAGUUUACGACAGAGGAAAUUAUAUCUGUAAGGCUCAAAACAGUGUUGGCCAGGCAGUGAUUUCUGUUCCAGUGAUGAUUGUGGCUUACCCUCCUCGAAUUAUAAACCGCCCACCCAGGCACAUGCUCAGGACGAGAGGAGAAGCAAUGCAGCUCCACUGUGUGGCCCUGGGAGUCCCCAAGCCAGGAAUCACCUGGGAGAGGCCGGGACAGUCCCUGCUCUCAAAGGCAACAGAAAGAAAAAGCCAUGGGAGUGAGAUGCUUCACCCACAAGGUGCCCUGGUCAUUCGGAAUCUCCAAACCUCAGAUUCUGGAGUCUAUAAGUGCACAGCCCAGAACCUACUUGGUACUGAUUAUGCAACAACUUACGUUCAAGUACUCUGACAGAAAGUAAAACCAACGGUGAACAAAGCCAACAUAUGAGGAGUUUAUUUUUUGGAAGAAGUUUAAUCAAAGGCAGCCAUAGGCAUGUAAAUGAAUCGGAAUACAUUUACAGUAUUAAAUUUACAAUGGACAUGCAGAAAGAGACUUGUAAAUAAGUGCGUUAUGAACCGAUACCGAGUUUCUAUGGAUUUCAAAACAAACUCUUAACUUAAGGCACUUUGAUUUUGCCAACAAAUAACAAACAUUAAGAGAAACAAUCCAACUACAAAGUAACAAAAUGGCUAAUGCACCUGAAUUUUCAGUAGAGACCAUUCAAAUCUCACUACCGGUUGCCAGCUGCCUAGUGACCAUCUUCUACCAAUGGUACAAACAUUGCACUCAGAAUGGAGACAAUGGAAAGGUUAAAUUUGCAGACAAUGUAAAUCUUAAUAUACAAAUAUUUUGUCACUGGUUUAUAAACAUUUUGAUAAAACCUAUAGAAAACAAGCGCUGACGUAUUUGAUUUAUGAUUAUUAGUUUGCCAUUCGUUCACACUGAAAAUUCGCAUAGUUUUAAUUCCUGCAUUAAAAUAAAACGAAAUAAAUGCAGGGUAGCUUUCCUGCAUGUAAAGAGCAGGCUCAUGCUCAGCCAUCAGGAAGUGUGGAAAGGAUCUAUCACAUCUGUUCACACCUUUGUCCUCCUGAAAGUGCUUUAGAGGUACAAUGAAACUUCUUUAUAACUUUAAAACCUAGUUCAGGUACCCACGGUUUGGAGCCAUUUCUAAGAAUUUCUAAGGAGGAAAUUACUCCAAGAGUCUAGACCUCUUAUGUAUAAUGAAGUUUCACUGCAUUUAAAAUUUGAAUG
Messenger RNA from Acomys russatus (golden spiny mouse), 8838 nucleotides. It is a transcript of the gene Igsf10, whose product is annotated as immunoglobulin superfamily member 10. The record is from RefSeq and is a predicted model, not a curated record. The transcript has 7 exons. NCBI's taxonomy places the organism in Eukaryota, Metazoa, Chordata, Mammalia, Rodentia, Muridae. Gene Ontology annotation, molecular function: protein binding. The annotation marks the transcript as partial.